Molecule: messenger RNA, 932 nt
Organism: Pseudocercospora fijiensis CIRAD86
Lineage: Eukaryota; Fungi; Ascomycota; Dothideomycetes; Mycosphaerellales; Mycosphaerellaceae
Exons: 3
Coding region: 118-675 (185 amino acids)
Cellular component (GO): fungal-type cell wall; extracellular region; cell surface
Molecular function (GO): metallopeptidase activity; integrin binding; zinc ion binding
Source: RefSeq, a predicted model, not a curated record
UUUCCCUCCACAUGGUCUGUGGGGGAUGUUAAGCACAUGUUCGUAUAAAGAGAUGGAGGGCCCCUAGUCAGUUAGACCUCACUACCUCCGGCCUCAUCAUCGCCUCUCAUUGCCAAGAUGCUAUCCUUCGCCGCCCUCUUAGCUGCUCUGGCAGCAGUCUCAGCCGCUCCCAUCGAAGAGCGACAAGCCCCAUUCGAGAUAACCAUGCAAGCACCAUGGAAUUCCGGAGCCAUCACAGAAUUCCAGAUCCACGGCAGCUGUAAUUCUUCACAGAAACAUCAAAUCCUCACAGGCCUCAGCGAAGCCAUCGAGCUCGCGCAACACGCCAAAGACCACAUAAAUCGCUGGGGCAACUCGAGUGAAAUCUACCAAAAGUAUUUCGGCCACGCGCCUACAAUUCAAGCGCUCGGAGCUUUCGACAUUCUCGUCAACGGCGACAAGCGAAACGCUUUAUUCCGCUGCGACGAUCCAGAUGGAAACUGCGCAUUGAUGCCAACCUGGGCCGGCCACUGGCGAGGAAGCAACGCAUCAUCCGAAACCGUCAUCUGCCCAACCUCCUUCUUCCUCCGUCGUCCCCUCUCCACAGUCUGCGCUCAAGGCUACAAUGUCCGAGAAUCCUCUCGUCUGAUUUUCUGGGCUUCGGAUUUCCUUCAUCGUGCAGUAUUUUGCUCUUGAGGCUUAUGCUUAUGAUGUUAUUGCGCCGGGGGUGGGAUGUCCCGGUCCGAGUGGGCCGCCGAAUUCAGAGAGUAGCUCUUCUGUGCCGGUUGCUACUGCUACUGCAACAGUUGCGGCUGUUGAGGCAUCUGCUACCGCAUCAGCGUUACCAGAUAAUUGUCACACUCACGCGAAUGGGGAUGUUCAUUGCUCAUGAGAAAGAAAGCAAUACCAUGAUGAAAAGAUUCAAAACCCCCAACCCCUGUAUAUAUAUAUAU